AUGGCGGCGCCGCUCGUUGCGGCCCAUGGUUUCGUGCAAAAUGCUACUAUAGGGGGGAAGGAAUAUGAUUUUUACCAUCCCUAUCAGGACCCUUAUAUGUCACCUGCACCACCAAGAGUCUCCCGCAAAAUUUCCGGCAACGGCCCCGUUGAAGACCUCACGCUGAUCGACAUGGAAUGUGGAGGAUGGACUGCGGGAAAGGAUGCUGGGUCCGCACCUGCGGCUCUACAUGCGCCCGCAGAGGCUGGGAGUACCGUGAAUCUGAGGUGGACGCUCUGGCCGGAGAGUCACCAGGGUCCGAUCAUCACUUACAUGGCGAGGUGCCCUGAUGAAGGAUGCCAGAGCUGGACCCCCAACGGAACAGCGGUAUGGUUCAAGAUUGCAGAGGAUGGUCUGCACUCCACGAAUCCGGAUUGGUUGAAGAAUGUGUGGGCUGUCACGCCGCUCAUAUCGUAUCCUAAUAAGGGCGUCGACUACCAGGUCCCGGAGUGUUUGAAGCCUGGAUACUACCUCGUGCGUCAUGAGAUCAUUGCGCUGCAUGGCGCAUACAACUACCCUGGGGCGCAGUUCUACCCGGGAUGCCAUCAAUUGGAAGUGACCGGAAAAGGGACGAAAGAGGUCAAAGAAGGACUGGUCUCGUUCCCAGGAGCGUACAAAGAGACCGACAAAGGUGUGCUGUACAGCCAGUAUGAUCAGCUGCCGUAUGAGAUUCCGGGACCGAAGUUGUUUCAAUGUUAAAUGUUGAUGAGAUCCAAUGAGUAUAAAGAGACUUUGGCCAGCAUGUACAUAUCGAAGAUUUCUAGAGAAACAACGUCGUCAUUGAGAAGAGUGACUUUUGUGAUCAUUACGAUGGUACUUGUCUCCGACGAGCUGAGGUUUCGAAGAGACCGUCAAAGCCUCGGCCCGUUGAUCAAGUCCGGCAUGAAAUCUAAAACAUCUAUGAAUAAAAGACGCUGAUCUACUCUCUUUCAGAUUUUGCUUUGAAUGGGCGGACUGGAGCAUUGGUAUUAGCAUGGGCCGAGCGGUGGACACUUCGAGGGAGGGGAAAUGCAGAUUGGUGAAGUGAGCUGGACCGAAUAACGCAUGAUGAAUAGCUAUCGAGCUGACGACGCUGAAUGCUGAUUGAGCAUGGUUGCUUUGUGAGAUAUUUUGUGAUGCGCGUAGGUGGUCAGGUGUAG
Aaosphaeria arxii CBS 175.79 is the source of this 1178-nucleotide messenger RNA. Its product is annotated as lytic polysaccharide monooxygenase. The transcript is spliced from 4 exons. The record is from RefSeq and is a predicted model, not a curated record. NCBI's taxonomy places the organism in Eukaryota, Fungi, Ascomycota, Dothideomycetes, Pleosporales. Bases 1 to 738 code for a protein of 245 amino acids.